Messenger RNA from Aureobasidium namibiae CBS 147.97, 1026 nucleotides. Its product is annotated as AAT-domain-containing protein. The transcript is spliced from 3 exons. The record is from RefSeq and is a predicted model, not a curated record. NCBI's taxonomy places the organism in Eukaryota, Fungi, Ascomycota, Dothideomycetes, Dothideales, Saccotheciaceae. The coding region runs from base 1 to 1026 and encodes 341 amino acids.
AUGCUUGAAAUCACUUGCAAAGGCUCGCCCUACGAGAUAGGACACCAACACGGUUCCCAAGCAACCCACCAAAUCCAAGGCAGCAUAACCUUCUAUAGCAACCUCUUCGACCAAAACGCGAAGCUCUCUUGGUCCCAGGUGCAAUCCACCGCUCUUGAAUUCGAGGACACGAUACGACAACACUGGCCAGACUACCUUGAAGAGAUGAGGGGGAUAGCAGAGGGAGCUGGAAAAACACUUGCCGAUAUCAUUGCCUUGAAUGUUCGCACCGAAAUCAACUUUGGUUUAUUUUCUGAUGGGUGUACUGCGUUGUCCUGGUUACACAAAGAUGCCAGUAUACUGGCUCAGAACUGGGACUGGAUGACAGAGCAAAAACAAAAUUUGCUUCUCAUGACUAUCCACCAGCAAAACAAACCCACCAUCAAAAUGGUCACAGAAGCAGGCUUGAUAGGCAAAAUCGGCUUCAACUCUGCAGGCGUAGGCGUCUGUCUCAACGCCAUAAAAGCAAAAGGAAUGGACAAGACACGUAUGCCAUGCCAUCUAGGCCUGCGUGCGGUGCUCGAAAGCAAUUCUUGCAAAGAAGCUGUUGCAGAGCUGCAAAAAUAUGGUAUAGCAUCUUCAUGCCACAUGCUGAUUGCAGACUCUCAAGGUAGUGUGGGUUUGGAAUGGAGUUAUAAAGAUCUACAGGUCUUGGAGAUGAAUGAGAGGCAGCAAGUGUUUCAUUCCAACCAUUACUUGGUGGAGCAUCCGGGUGUGGUGGAUACGGUUUGGUUGGAGGACAGCAGGUUUAGGAUCAAACGUAUACAGGAGAUUUGUGAUGGAGUAGGUGAUGCGCCGACGACCAAAAAGACACAAGGGCUGUUCAAGGAUGAGAAGAAUUAUCCGUAUGCUAUCUGUCGGGCGGAGGAAGAGGGCAAUCAUUCGGGUACGUUGUUCAAUAUCGUGAUGGAUUUGAAGGCGAAGAAAGCUUCGGUGAUACUGGGUAGACCGAUGACACCGGAGGGGGUAUAUGAGUUGGGCUUUUAG